This is a messenger RNA of Harmonia axyridis, 1583 nucleotides long. RefSeq names its product fasciclin-1-like. The transcript has 2 exons. The record is from RefSeq and is a predicted model, not a curated record. Lineage: Eukaryota; Metazoa; Arthropoda; Insecta; Coleoptera; Coccinellidae. The coding region runs from base 69 to 1550 and encodes 493 amino acids.
UCUUGACCUUUCAAGAUUUAUCAGUUCUCAAUUCUUAUUCAUUGAGGAAUAGUGUACUGUAGAACAAGAUGUUCAAAGCAAGUUGUUCGAAAUCGUUAAUCCUAGCCAGUUUAGUGCUUUCCUGUGUCUUCACUUCUGGUAGUGCCUACCGAUCAAAGACUGUGUUCCAAAGAAUCAGCACAGAAGAAAGGUUCUCCACUUUCAAUUCCUUAUUGCAAAACAAUUCUCUAGCAAAAAGGGCUAUCCUCUAUUGGAAUACCACUGUUUUUGUUCCGACCAAUGAGGCAUUUGAAAAAUAUAAAGGUGCUUUUUACAAUGACAUCAUCUAUUAUCAUAUGUCAAGUGAGUUAAAAAGCUUGAGGAUGAUUUUCGAAUCAAACGAUAUUCAAACAUUGGCUGAUGGUUAUCCUCCUCUAUGGGUUUCUAGAAUUGAAGGUGAAAUAUAUAUUAACAACGCCAAAAUCGAUGCUGAACAAUCAGACUAUUUUUCUAGGGCCUCUGGAGGAUUUUACAAUCACAAUCAAGCCCUCCACAUCAUAGAUGAGGUACUGGAACCACCAAAUAAGUACUUAGAUAACCCUUCAGCAUUUGAUCUCAUCUCGAACUUCUCUAACAACAAAUACCUGCCUACAAGAAAAUACUUGGAUAGAAUAAGGUACUUGAAAAUGACAAAACUUUUCAAAAACUCGACCGGUAGUACAUUCUUCGUACCUGUAGAUUCGGGAAUUGACAACUAUCGAUACAUGAUGACAGAUCGAUAUAUCGUAGAAGGCCAAAUCAUACCAAACCAGAUACUUUUCACCAGACCGACUAAAAAAAACUUCUAUUUUCAAACUAAAUCCAAUGGGGAAUACAUCUACAUACUUGCAUCUUUUGUGUGCAAACAUGAUGAAGUAUAUAUAAUAAGUAACACGAUAUUUGGGGAUAGCAACCAUCAAAAAGGAGAGCUUUGGUCCAAGGUUUUGAAAGGAAAUAUACCAGUUAAAAAUGGAGUUGUGCAUUUUAUAGAAAAACCUUUAGCUAUCUUCGAUAUGCAGUUGAAACCAUUCCCAUUUCUUCCGUUAUUGACGAAACUCUCUGGAGAUCCUGAACUAAACAUGACUUACCAAUUAGGAGAACAGACUAAGUUCAAUGAAUACCUCAAGAUCAAAACAAAUAAACUUCUAACUUAUUUCAUACCUCGUGACAAAGCUUGGAGUAAUAUUUUGAGUAAUAUAACUGAUGUUGAAAGCCAAGCAAAAUUGCUUGGUAGACAUUUGGUUAUAUCUGACGUGAGGUAUACCAUGGAAAAACUUUGGUACAGAACAUUUAAGAAAGUGGUAACGAUGAAUACAGUUAGUGGAGCAGUAGAUAUUGAAGUGUUAAAAGACAAUGAUGGUAAUUAUAGUAUAUUGUUUAAUAACAGACAUAUUAAGGUACACAGACCUGAUUAUAUAUGUACCAAUGGUAUAAUACAUAUAAUUGAUGAACCAUUCCUUGAUGUAAGGGAAAGGUUUGAUGGAAAUCUCAAGAUGGAUUUCUGGAAGACAGUUGAAGAUUUUGUAUUCUAGAUAGGCUUUUAAAAAAAUAAAUGACUUUUUACA